Pseudophryne corroboree (corroboree frog) is the source of this 4867-nucleotide messenger RNA. RefSeq names its product serine/arginine repetitive matrix protein 2-like. The record is from RefSeq and is a predicted model, not a curated record. The transcript is spliced from 28 exons. The coding region runs from base 179 to 4348 and encodes 1389 amino acids. Lineage: Eukaryota; Metazoa; Chordata; Amphibia; Anura; Myobatrachidae.
UGGCUCCUUUUUAGCGGACACCGACAUGAUGUAGUUUUGUGGGUCGCGUUUAGCGCUCUGCUGUUUGCAGAUACGGGUAGCUGCGUGUGGGAGAGAGGUAGCGUCUAGAUUACCUUCGUGGGAGAGAGGGCUCACGUUUGGUGUCUUGGGGUCGGUAAAUCAGGUUUGAAAAGCAAAUAUGAGUACCUCCUCUUCAGGAAUGAAGCCCCAAAGCAUAUGCAACUUCUGCAAUUUAUACUCCUUCACUCCGAAAGACAUUAAAGCUCACUAUGGAACUGCGCUGCACCAAUUUCUGAUGGGUGUGAUACGAACACAGUUGUCUUAUACGGAACAGUAUAAAACUCUGGACGAGAAAAUCCAAGCAUCCGGAAAGAAGGAACCUAUAAUCGGUCUUGAAUACAUCUACGAGUAUGCUGAAGAUGAAUAUGGCGUCCGUAUGUACGAAUGCAAACUCUGCGACCGUGUGCUCAAAGAUGACUCCAUCUUCUGCCAUAUCACUGGAAUCCGGCAUAGGAUUUUGUACUUGAGCAAGCAUCAUCCUAUUAUGGGUAUAAAUAUUAACCACCAAAUAAAAGUCACGACGGAUUACAGGAAGCUGCAAAACAAUGCUCUGGCGAUAGAACAAACCCACAAAAAGAAGAAAAUAAAUGUUGUGAAUACAGUUUUUGCUCAGGAAAUAGAAAGUGGGAAAUUUGAAUCCUUUACUGAAGAUCUUUCGCCAGGUGAGGAUGAGUUGGAUGAUCCUGCACCAACAAACCGUGCAGGUAGCCCAUCACUUCCACGUGAUAGUGGAGGUAGGCUGAAAUCUGAGCCAGACAGUGGACGUGGCUCGACAGUUCAACGUGAUGGUAGAGGUGGCCCGACUGUUCAAUAUGACAGUAGAGGUGGCCCAACAGUUCAACGUGACAGUAGAGAUGAUCCAACAGUUCAACGUGAUGGUAGAAGUGGCCCGUUUGUUCAGCAUGAUGUUAGAGGUCGCCCAACUGUUCAGUAUGACAGUAGAGGCGGCCCAACAGGUCCACGUGACAGUAGAGAUGAUCCAACAGUUCAACGUGAUGGUAGAGGUGGCGCGACUGUUCAGUAUGACAGCAGAGGUGGCCCAACAGGUCAACGUGACAUCAGAGAUGAUCCAACAGUUCAACGUGAUGAUAGAGGUGGUCCGCCAUUUCAGUAUGAUGGUAGAGUUGGCCCGACUCUUCAAUAUGACAGAGGCGGCCCAACUGGUCAUCGUGAUGGUAGAGACGGCCCAGUAGGUCAACGUGACAGUAGAGAUGAUCCAACAGGUCAACGUGACGAUAGAGGUGGCCCGGCAGUUCAUUAUGAUGGUAGUGGUGGCCCAACUGUUCAUUAUGACAGUAGAGACGGCCUGACAGGUUAUCGUGAUGGUAGAGGAGGCCCAACAGGUCCACAUUACAAAGAUGAUCCAACAGGUCAGCGUGAUGGCAGAGGUGGCCCGGCAGUUCAGUAUGAUGGCAGAGGUGGCCCGGCAGUUCAGUAUGACAGUAGAGGCGGUCCGACUGCUCAGUAUGACAGUAGAGGCGGCCAGACUGCUCAAUAUGACAGUAGAGGCGGCCAGACUGCUCAGUAUGACAGUAGAGGCGGUCCGACUGCUCAGUAUGACAGUAGAGGCGGCCAGACUGCUCAAUAUGACAGUAGAGGCGGCCAGACUGCUCAAUAUGACAGUAGAGGCGGCCCAGCUGUUCAAUAUGACAGUAGAGGAGGUCCGAAUGUUCAAUAUGACAGUAGAGGCGGCCCGACUGUUCAAUAUGAUAGUAGAGGUGGACCAACAGGUCAACAUGACCGUAGAGAUGAUCCAACAGGCCUACGUGACGGUAGAGGUGGCCCAACAGGUCAACGUGAUGGUAGAGGUGGCCCAACAGUUCAACAUAAUGUCACAGGUGGCCCAACAGUUCAACGUGAUGCCGGAGGUGGACCCCCAUUUCAUUAUGACAGUGUAGGUGGUCCCUCAUUUCAGUAUGACAACAGAAGUGGCUCCUCAUUUCAGUAUGACAGGAGAAGUGGCCCCCCAUCUCAGUAUGACAGUGGAAUUAGACCCCUAUUUGAGUACGACAGUGGCAGGCCAUUUCCGCGUGACGGUGGUGGCGGUGGCAGCGGUCCACCUCUUGAACGUGACAUUAGAGGUGCCCAACCGUUUCAACAUUUUGGUGGAAGCGGUUCAGCAUUACAAAGUGGCCACCCUGAAAGCCGAUUAAUGAAUCGUGAUGUUGAAUUGCCAUUCCCGCGUGGUGUUGGAGGUGGCUUAAAAUUGCAACGUGAUCCCUCUGACGUUGAUAUCCGAUAUAUGAAACGUGAAAGCGGAACAGCAGGUCAGCAUAAAAGUGGAGGAGAUGCGUUAAUUAAAGGUUACUACGAUGACGUUGAUAUCCGAUCUCUGAAACGCAAAACUGACCCAGAAUUGCCGCAGGACGUUACUGGCAGCAGCAAGGAGCAAAGGAGGAAACGCAGCCGUUUCUCAGAUGCACCAAGUGACUUUGAUGGUCGAUCUAUGAUGCACCUAACUGAAGCAGCAUUAAAAGAUGACUGCUGUGAUAUUGAUGUCCGAAAUAUGGCGCGUAAGGGAGGCGCAUCAUUUCGAGAAAUGAAAGCAGCUCAUGAAGCCAGUUUGAGAGGAGAACGCGUCAGCAGAAGAUAUCUGGGGUACAGCGCGAAACAGGAUAAGGACUAUGACAGUGAUCUGGAAGUGCGCAGUAUGGAUUUAAGUGACGGUGACCAAGAUGGUUUCUGGUGCAAUGAAGAGCUGUUUGAGUUCUUGAAAACCUUCACCAUUACAAAUAAUGAUGAUGAACAAUUCGCCAUGAAAGCGGCGAGUUUUCUGAUCGACUCUGUGGCGCGACACACAAAACGCACUGAAGAUUUGAAGAAACGAAUCAUGGAAGAAAAAGAGAGAUUGGAAAAGGAAAAGAAGGCGUUUUCAGAACUAAAGAGCAAAAGAGAUCAGUCUUUUCUCAUGAAGAUAAAAGAGAAAGACCCUAAUUCACCUUCCAGUCCUCCCAAAACCACCGAAGCCAAGAGUGUAAGGAAGCCUUCCAAAAGCAAUGCCAUAAGAUCGCGUACCAGACAUUUCUGUCCAAGUCCUCCCAGUACCUACAGAGCCACGAGUGGAAUUAAAUCUUCCAGAACCAAUGACUCUAGUUCACGUUCUAGACAUUCGUCCCCAAGUCCUCCCAGAACCACCAGAGGCCACAGUGGAGGUAAACCUUCCCAAACCAAUGACACUAGUUCACGUUCUAGACAUUCGUUACGAAGUCCUCCCAGAACCACCAGAAGCCACAGUGGACUGAAACCUUCCCAAACCAAUGACUCUAGUUCACGUUCUAGACAUUCGUCCCCAAGUCCUCCCAGAACCACCAGAGGCCAGAGUGGAGGUAAACCUUCCCAAACCAAUGCCCCUAGUUCACGUUCCAGACCUUCGUUACGAAGUCCUCCCAAGACCACCAGAGCAGAGAGUGGGCUGAGACAUUCCCAAACCAAUGCUCCCGGUUCCAGAUCCCACUCCAAUCCUCCGUCACAUGCUUCUGCCAAAAACGCUGCACCCUCUGGUCCACCGAAACCUUUAAUGUCCAUUGUGUUUGACUCCAAAGGUUCUACAGCAGCUGCAGCAAAUACAAACCUGCCUCAAAGCCUUCCCGACUCCGCAGCCACUCGGAAAGCGCCUGAUGCACAGCCAGCGGCGGGAAAAGCGUGGAAUUGGCCUCAAGCAGUGACUACAAACCAACCACGACUGUUGCCAGGCUCCCAGAGUAAUAUGAAGGGGCUGAUGCCCGAUCCAGUACAAUCUGUCGGGUCAGCUAUAAACAGACCUCAAGGUAUGGGUCUUACAAGUACCGAACUGUCCAGCCGAGUUCAGCGGUUCCUUCAUUCCCAUCUUGUGGACAAAGACCUCUUGACUAAGCUACAACCACUCUUUGGGACCGGAACAGCCAGAUAUCCAGAAACUGACACUCGUCCCCAACUAAAUUCACAAUUAUCCGGUUCCCUGCUUGGUGGUGGUGGUGGUGGUGGACUCAUCGAUGGACCUUGGCCUUCCUUUGGAUCAGGAACAAGCCUACUUGGAGAGCCUGGACCCCUCCUCCAAAGCCAAAGUCUGCUUCUUGCAAACCAGCUUGGCCAGACAGGCGGACCCUUGUAUCAACAAAGGCUACUUACUGGGCUGGGAACAGCCCAACGUGAAGUACCCCUGGGCCUUCAGCUUCCAGGCGCCAUCGUACUCCCAUCUGACCUGCGUCAGGGCCAGUGGUCCAGCCAGGUUCCUGCUAGAGGCGGCUCCAUCCCCUCCAGAGGACUCGGUGAUGGCAGAAGAGAUUUACCGGCAGGCUUCCCCCUCUAACACAGACCUCACCACAUUAUAGGGUUACAGUUCAACACCAGGAACUGAGAGAGGACGACUGGCGACACUCGGCAAUCUGCAGAUAUAGCAGGGUCAUAUUGUAGUUUUGUUUUUUUAUUCUGUGGCUUUUAAUUAAACAUUAAUGGGAAUCCGUUCCAACAUCAUGCCCUGUUUUACACUUCACUCAAAGUCUGAGGAGCCGUCGCAGAAAACGGCGAUUGCGUUCAUAGGUUAUGGCAGUAUAAAUGUAAUAUUAUGUUCUAGGUAAUACUUUUUGUGCAUUUUUGCUUGCGCUCAAACAACGAGCGAUGCCCCCAUUACUGUAAUUGUGGUAGUUGCACACAUAAACACCGUCUCCCAGGCAAUGUGAAUAGGCCCCCUUUGAGUGCUCCUGUUGUUUGAAAUUAAGAGCAUAGUCCUUACGUGACCAUUACAUGUGUAUUAUUUUAAACCGUUGUCUUUAUUCUGUUGUCGGGCAUGAUUAUUUUUUUUUUAGAGUAAAAUGUGACGUAAAACCUA